UCGCUUAGAACUAACAAUAGAAGCAGAGAUAACAUAUUUUGACAUUUUAAUUAUAUACAAAUAAGUGCAUUUACUGAAAAAUAUUACAAUCAAUUAAGUAAUAUAUAAAUUGUAAUAAGAGCACUCUUAAGGUAGCAGUAGCAGUUCAUAAAACCAAAGGCAAAUGUCCGUUGAGACAAAAAUAUGUUUUAACUCUGCCGUGGGAUUUUAUUCAAAUUGCUAAGUGUUAAUAAAACAUGGAAAUAUCCGUUUCAUAGACGCUGCGAAUGAUAGGUCUACAACAUAAUUUCUUAUAGAAAUAAAUUAUACAUAGCUUAAAAUGCCUAUGGUGCCUAUUGCAAAAAAGAGAAUUAAAGUAACAGCUUCAGUCUUAAUAGUACUAAUAUUACUGCUUGCACUUUAUCGUUCGUUUUUGAAAGACCCCACUGAUGUAAACCGGUCCGAAGCAAAUUUAAAUAAGGAUCAUUGGGCAUUUGUCCACCCAAAGAUAAUGGACGAUGGAGAAAAGGAGGGCAUACAUCAAAAACAACAAAAACUUGUGAACCAAAUAGAACAAGCGAAAGCUCAAAUCGCCAUAUUAGAAGAUCGUGUACGUGCUUUAGAGGCAAGCACACCACGUAAAUAUCCACAAGUGAAAUAUUUAAACUAUAAAAAUCGCAAGCGUAUUUUGAUCACUGGAGGAGCCGGUUUCGUCGGUUCUCAUCUUGUCGACACACUUAUGGUGCAGGGUCAUGAAGUCAUUGUAGUUGAUAAUUUCUUCACAGGUCGGAAAAGAAAUGUGGAGCAUUGGCUGGGACAUGAAAAUUUUGAAUUAAUACAUCAUGAUAUUGUUAAUCCACUUUUCAUUGAAGUAGACGAGAUCUAUCAUCUGGCAUCACCAGCCUCACCUCCACAUUAUAUGUAUAAUCCAGUGAAGACCAUUAAAACCAACACCAUGGGAACUAUCAAUAUGCUGGGUUUAGCUAAAAGAGUUAUGGCAAAAGUACUUAUAGCCAGUACGUCGGAAGUAUAUGGUGAUCCAACUGUACACCCACAACCGGAAACAUAUUGGGGUCAUGUAAAUCCGAUUGGACCGAGAGCAUGUUAUGAUGAAGGAAAACGCGUUUCUGAAACUCUCAGUUAUGCUUAUGCUAAACAGGAAAAUGUAAAAGUACGCGUAGCACGUAUUUUCAAUACAUACGGUCCACGAAUGCAUAUGAAUGAUGGGCGUGUUGUUUCUAAUUUUAUUCUUCAAGCGCUACGUAAUGAAACCAUUACAGUUUACGGUAAUGGGAAGCAAACUCGCUCCUUUCAAUAUGUUUCAGAUUUAGUUGACGGAUUAAUUUCUUUAAUGGCUUCCAACUAUAGUCAACCUGUCAAUUUGGGUAAUCCGGUAGAGCAUACUAUUGAAGAGUUUGCAUGGAUCAUAAAAAAAUUAGUGGGUGGAAAAAGUGAAGUGAAACAAACAGAUGCAGUUGAAGAUGAUCCACAAAGGCGUAAACCUGAUAUAACACGUGCAAAAUCGGUUCUGAAUUGGGAACCAAAAGUCCCCCUGGACAUGGGGUUAUAUCGAACGAUUAGUUACUUUCGACGCGAAUUGGAAAGAUCAGAUCAAUUUCAAAAAGACUCGAGAAAAUAUUUCGAUUCGCCGGCUGUGGAAUAUAUCCAACAGAGCAGGCAAAAUUUUGUACCGGAUAAAAUUUAGAUCAGAGAAAAUAACAUUGUAUUCGAACUUUAUACAAUGUGUUCGUUUUAAAAUUAAAGAAAAUUUGCGACAUACAAUUAUUAAAGUAUGUAUGUUAGAGGUAAAGAAUGUAGAACGAUUUUGAAACUCCGUAAAAUAAGGGCGGUUCAAAUAAAUAUUGUUCUCUGUUGUUGUAUGUUUGUAGUUAAUGCCUUGUCUUUUCCUUUCCGCUUUGGUUAAUAUAGAAGAAGAAAGUGAAAGUUAAUGUUUAAAAAAUUUGUAUGUAUUUGUAAAAAAAGCAACUUAAUUAAUUAAAAAGGCUGUAUAUAAAUCUAGUUCUGUUUAAAUGGCUUUAUGUUUUUUUAUAGAAUAUAUGCAGCGAAUUGCAUGCUUUCUCACGAUUUUUUAUUUAUUUAUUGUAUUAGAAUUUAUUAAUAAAUUAGCUUAUUGAAC
This is a messenger RNA of Ceratitis capitata (Mediterranean fruit fly), 2116 nucleotides long. It is a transcript of the gene Uxs, whose product is annotated as UDP-glucuronic acid decarboxylase 1. Bases 320 to 1684 code for a protein of 454 amino acids. Gene Ontology annotation, molecular function: NAD+ binding; UDP-glucuronate decarboxylase activity. Gene Ontology annotation, biological process: D-xylose metabolic process. The record is from RefSeq and is a predicted model, not a curated record. Lineage: Eukaryota; Metazoa; Arthropoda; Insecta; Diptera; Tephritidae. Gene Ontology annotation, cellular component: cytoplasm. The transcript has 4 exons.